Spea bombifrons (plains spadefoot toad) is the source of this 2858-nucleotide messenger RNA. RefSeq names its product zinc finger protein 711 (gene ZNF711). NCBI's taxonomy places the organism in Eukaryota, Metazoa, Chordata, Amphibia, Anura, Pelobatidae. The record is from RefSeq and is a predicted model, not a curated record. Bases 161 to 2584 code for a protein of 807 amino acids. The transcript is spliced from 9 exons. Gene Ontology annotation, molecular function: DNA-binding transcription factor activity, RNA polymerase II-specific; RNA polymerase II transcription regulatory region sequence-specific DNA binding; metal ion binding. Gene Ontology annotation, cellular component: nucleus. Gene Ontology annotation, biological process: regulation of transcription by RNA polymerase II.
GCCGCGCCCGCUCCCCUCGUUGUCUCCGCCGCGCUGAUUGGCCGCGGCCCCCCAGCAGCCCCCCGCUCCGGAUCCCGCGGCCCCGGAGGUGGCUCCGGACACAGCGCGGUGAGGGGAAGCCCGGGACCCCGGCCAGGUUCUUGAAUGUUCGGAAUCAGUAAUGGAUCCCGGUGGCGGAGGUCUGGACCUGCAAACCCAAGAGGCCAAAAUGCCUCACACCAUGAUAAUGCAGGACUUCGUAACUGGAAUGGCCGGCACCGCGCAUGUCGAUGGCGACCAUAUUGUGGUGUCCGUCCCCGAAGCCGUGUUGGUUUCCGACGUGAUCACGGACGACGAAAUCACCUUGGAACACGAGCUUUCCGAUGACGUGGUCCAGGGUCCGGAUAUUAUAACGGAGGCCGAUGUCGUCACGGAGAGCGUUAUCAUCCCCGAGUCUAUGCUGGAAACGGACGUCGCUAUCGAGGAGGCGUUGGAUGAUGCCCAUCACGUUUUGGAGUCGGACAUUAUCACGGAGACCGUCGCCGUUCCCGACCAAGUGUUUGUGGCCGAUCUGGUGACCGAUCCCGACGGGCAGCUGGAACAUGUGGUUCAGAACUCUUUGUCGGAUCCUCCGUCACCAACAAUGGUUUCGCAAGAGGUUCUUGUGGCAAGCUGCGACUCAGACUCCUUCAUCCAAGCACCCAACAUGCAAGCCACCAGUUCCAACGUUACGAUAAAGACAGAAGAUGAUGACGUCAAGAGUGCAUCUGAAGACUACUUAAUGAUCUCAUUGGACGAUGUCGGGGAGAAGCUGGAGCACAUCGGGAGCGCGCCUCUAAAGAUCAGCACGGAAGUGUCGCACAGGGACGCCUGUAAAGAAGACGCAUUCGGUUCCGAAGUCAUUAAAGUUUACAUAUUUAAAGCGGAGGCGGACGACGACGUGGAAAUCGGAGGGACUGAAAUCGUCACCGAAAGCGACUUUCAUAACGGGCAUCCCGUAGCUGGCGUGAUUGAACAAAGCGGCCUUGGCCGAGUGCAGAGAGAGAAGAUGGUUUAUAUGACAGUAAAGGACUCAUCUCAAGAAGACGAAGAUAUUGGUUGCGCUGAAAUAGCAGACGAAGUUUACAUGGAAGUGAUUGUCGGAGAAGAAGAAGCCUCUUCCCUUCCAGAAGCCCAAAUUGAAGACCCCGGCGUAAACAAAACAUUUGUUCCCGUAGCAUGGGCGGCUGCGUAUGGAGAAGAACGAGAUCUCCCUCGGAAAUUCGGAGACUGGCAAGAAAAUGGAAACAUUAUUGAGUCGCGGGUGGAGGGAAAGACCGGUCCGGCAACCCAGUACCUACAGAUCUGCGACAGCGUUACGGCAAACCGAGCACUUAAACAGAAAACCAAGAAACGGAGAAGAGGCGACCCCAGACAGUGGCAAACAGCUGUCAUCAUCGGACCUGACGGACAGCCGCUGACCGUGUAUCCUUGCCAUAUAUGCGGGAAAAAGUUCAAGUCCAGGGGCUUCUUGAAAAGGCACAUGAAGAAUCACCCCGACCACAUGAUGAAGAAGAAGUACCAGUGUACGGACUGCGAUUUUACGACAAGCAAGAAAGUCAGCUUCCACAACCACCUCGAGAGCCACAAACUGAGCAGUAAGGUGGAGAAACCCCACGAGUUUACCGAAUACACCAGGAGAUACCGCGAGGCGAGCCCGCUGAGCUCCAACAAGCUGAUUCUGCGCGACAAGGAGCCCAAACUUCACAAGUGCAAAUACUGUGACUACGAGACCGCCGAGCAGGGGCUUCUGAACAGGCAUCUGCUGGCGGUCCACAGCAAAAACUUCCCUCACGUGUGCGUGGAAUGCGGCAAGGGAUUCCGUCACCCGUCAGAACUCAAGAAACACAUGCGGACGCACACGGGGGAGAAGCCGUACUCGUGUCACUAUUGCGAGUUCCGGUGCGCAGAUCAGUCCAACUUAAAGACCCACAUAAAAAGCAGGCACGGCACGGACUUGCCCUUUAAGUGUGAACAGUGUCCCCAAGCGUUCACGGACGAGAAGGAACUCCUGCGGCACACGGAGCUCUUCCAGGGUCACAAAACCCACCAGUGUCCCCACUGCGAUCACAAAAGCACCAACUCCAGCGACCUUAAGCGGCACAUUAUAUCCGUCCACACCAAGGAUUUCCCCCAUAAGUGCGAGGUGUGCGAGAAGGGAUUCCACCGGCCUUCCGAGCUAAAGAAACACAGUGAAUCGCACAAAGGCAAAAAGAUCCAUCAGUGCAGACACUGUGACUUUAAGACCUCCGACCCCUUUAUACUCAGUGGGCACAUACUCUCCGUCCACACGAAAGACCUGCCUUUUAAAUGCAAAAAAUGCAAGAGAGGCUUCAGGAUUCAGCCUGAAUUAAAAAAGCACAUGAAAACCCACAGCGGGAAGAAAGUUUACCAGUGCCAGUAUUGUGAGUACAGCACCACGGACGCUUCCGGUUUUAAGAGGCACGUGAUCUCCAUUCACACCAAAGACUAUCCCCACAGGUGUGAGUUUUGCAAAAAGGGAUUCCGUAGGCCUUCCGAAAAAAAUCAGCAUAUAAUGAGACAUCACAAAGAGGCGAUAAUGUAGCUGUUUUGUUGGUUUCUUUGUUUUGAAUCAUGUUGUGAUUGUGUUCAGUUUGCAGGCGGUGGAAUGAUCUCAUGAGAUGUUCUCCUAGUUCUGAUGCCCGUACGGGGCUGGCCAACAGGGGUCCUCCAGGCAACACAGAAACAUAGCAUUUGACGAGCCGAAUGGUUUGGAUAUACUAUCCAACCUGCCUGUUUUCAGUCUGCUCUAUUCUUAUAAUACCAACGUACAAAAAGGUUUAAGACCGACACAAGUGACAGCUGCUUAAUAGCAACAC